CUGCACGUUCCAAAUUGCAAUAACAAAGUAAAAGUAAUACAGACAUUUUAAACCUGACAAGACAAGUGAAUGUUUAUUCGUCACAGUGGCGUGGAUACAGUAUUGUCUCAUUAUUCACGGCAUGACUAUGAAUUCCCGAUUGUUGUUGCUGGUAGUUGUGUGGCAAUGUGUGAAAUCCCAGAAUAUGUCGCUAUACCCAACAAGCAUUGAUGGUAACAAUACGUUAAAUGGGACAGCUACAACCCCUCUUCAAAACAACAAUAGUUCACCAGCGGUUCACGACUUACAUGAUUUGUCCGUAGUUGGAAAAGUCUGUAUAUCUGUCUUUGGUGGAUGCGUUUCAUCAGCUACAAUAUCUGGAAAUGUCCUUAUCAUAGUAGCAUUUGCACAAGAGAGAAAGCUGCAAAUUCUUAACAAUUACUUGCUUGUUAGCCUAGCCGUUGCGGACGCCACUGUUGGUGCUAUUUCUAUGCCUCUCAAUAUUGUGUUUAUUGUUCAAGGAUACUGGAAAUUUGGACGACACUUUUGCGAUAUAUUUCUUUUGGUAAAUGCAUCUUCAAUUGCACAUAUUUUCCUUAUCUGUGUCGACAGAUACCUAGCAUUGUCUUUACCGUUCAGAUAUAGACAAUUUCGAAACAAGCGACUUCUACUAUUGAUGAUAGCUGGAGCAUGGGUAUUUUCGUUUCUUUUUUCAGCACCAUGGGUGUAUGUGUGGCCAUAUACUCAAGAUGUACGACAAAGGUCAGACACUGAAUGUCAUCUUGUGGUUUUCGAAAACAAAUAUAUGUCGUUGUUUUUAAAUUCAGUGGUUGUAUUUAUUCCUACGAUUGUUAUGGUGGUUCUUUAUUACAAAAUAUUGAAGAUAGCCAGAAAGUCUACCCGAUUUAAAAAGUGUUUAAAGCAGAGAACGGAUGAAAAAGAAUCUAGUCAAUCAAGUCUUAAGAAUAACGCCAACAACACAUCUAGCAAUGGUUGUUGUUCAGGGUUACGAUCCCUGAUUGACAGAAGUAAAAGCCAGAAAGAAUCUGGUAAUGAAACAAUAGAAGUAACUGAACCCGAGCUACAUACAGGCAAUGAAGACGAAAUUAAAAAAGAAGACGAUUUGGCGGCCAGACAGGCUACUAGAAUUCAGAGACACCGAGAUAACCGUAUUUUAAAGAUAUUGGGUACCGUUCUUAUCACAUUUAUUAUCACAUGGAUGCCGUUCAAUAUUUCAACCACAUUACAUCCUUUCUGUGAAAACUGUAUCCCACCUACGAUAUGGUACUUUCUCUCGUGGUUUUUGACGUUAAACUCAUCCGUCAAUCCCUACUACUACGCUCUCUGCCACUCGGACUUUAGAGAGGCGUUCAAGAGGAUACUUUGCUGUAAACAGCGCUAGUGUUGAUUUUUGCAACUAACUAUGCUGCUUAUAGCGCUAACCUUUGAUCUUGCAACUCAAUAUCUUAACAUCACCGAAAGCAGCUGUAAAAGGGCAAAAAAAACCGGCGUCGUCAGUCUAAUUGAUUUACAAGAUGUUAUCUGACCACUAUAUUGAAUAGAAGAAAGCUGCGCAAUUAUAUUGCUUGAAUUUAGAUAAACGCACAGAAUACCUGUAUAAUACGUUCAUGUACAUAGUGAUAGUGUUUUAAUAGAUAUGUAAAGAGUUGAGAAGAAGAAGAAAAAAGGAACGUUUAAUAACAAAGAAAAAAUGUUACACAUAAAUGAAAUCCAUCCAUUUAUAUAAGCUAU
This is a messenger RNA of Mya arenaria, 1731 nucleotides long. RefSeq names its product muscarinic acetylcholine receptor M2-like. Lineage: Eukaryota; Metazoa; Mollusca; Bivalvia; Myida; Myidae. Gene Ontology annotation, cellular component: membrane. The record is from RefSeq and is a predicted model, not a curated record. The coding region runs from base 122 to 1381 and encodes 419 amino acids. Gene Ontology annotation, biological process: adenylate cyclase-activating adrenergic receptor signaling pathway. The transcript has 3 exons. Gene Ontology annotation, molecular function: G protein-coupled receptor activity.